UUUGAAACUUCUUCCGUAUGAAUGUAAGCCAAUAGAAGCAAAUAUGUAUUUGUGAACGCCCCUUUCAGAGUAGCAUACUAGCAUGCUACUUUUACUCUUUCUUACAUGUAAAAAUAGUAAGACUAAUAUUCAGAAUGCAGCUCAUACUGUACAUUUUCUGAAAGCCUAAUAAUGUUAUGUAAUGUGGUGGAAAAGUUGAAGCAUUGCUGAAGACUUUACGUAAGAGAACCUGUUUAGGACAACAUUGAUUUUCCUUUGGAGGUAACAAGACAAAAAAGUUUGGCAUGAGGGUGUGCAUCAUUGGAGCGGGGGUCAUCGGCCUCUCCACCGCUCAGAGCAUCUACCAGCACUUCCACCACAGGAUCACCCCCCUCACCAUAGAGGUGUAUGCUGACGUCUUCACUCCACUCACCACCAGCGACGGGGCAGCCGGGCUCUGGCAGCCGUAUCUCUACGACAAGGGAAACGUGCAAGAAACUCAAUGGAACAAAGAGACGUUUGACUAUCUGCUAAGUUGCCUCACCUCUCCAGAUUCAGUGAAAAUGGGAAUCUUCCUUCAGUCUGGCUACAAUCUGUGCACUGAAACCUUGCCGGAUCCCUCAUUUAAAAACGCAGUGUUGGGUUUUCGUCAGCUGACUGAACGUGAACUAAAUAUGUUCCCAGGAUACAGUUUUGGGUGGUUCAACACAACCAUCAUGAUUGAAGGAAAGACAUACCUGCCCUGGCUUAUGGACUGGUUAAGAGAAAGAAAUGUCAAGUUUCAUCAGAGGACAAUUGGCUCAUUUAAAGAGUUGGCAGAUAUUGGUGCAGACGUUAUCAUCAACUGCUCUGGUGUCCGAUCAGGAGACCUCCAGCCUGAUGCUGAGCUCCAGCCAGCCAGAGGACAGAUCAUUAAGGUAGACGCUCCCUGGUUAAAGCACUUUGUUGUCACCCAUGAUUUAAAAUCAGGAAUCUAUAACUCACCGAGCAUCACUCCUGGGAGUCGUUUAGUCACUGUGGGUGGAGUUUUCCAAGUAGGAAACUGGAAUCUGCAGAACAGUCCUGACGACCACAAAAACAUUUGGGAAGCUGCCUGCAAGCUUGAGCCCAGGCUACAGCACGCACGGAUAGUAGAGGACUGGACUGGUCUCAGACCUGUUCGCAGCAAAGUUAGACUGGAGAGAGAGACCAUAUCUGGACCAGCCUCGUUUGAGGUCAUUCAUAACUACGGACAUGGGGGUUUCGGACUGACCAUCCAUCGUGGAUGUGCUGAGGAAGCUGCUCGUCUCUUUGGACAGAUCCUGGAGCAGAAAGGCCUGCUAGCACACUCUAAAUCACGUCUCUUAUAGAUCUAUGCCUCUGGAUAAGGUUCAAGCUUUAUUCUCAUUCUAUUCUAAUAACAGUGUCAACCGUUGUCAUUGCAAGAAAUAAUGAAUCUCCAGAACUGAAUAAACUGGUCUAUAUUUAUCUGCACUAAUCUAUAAUAAAGAUACAUAUA
Puntigrus tetrazona (Sumatra barb) is the source of this 1477-nucleotide messenger RNA. RefSeq names its product D-amino-acid oxidase-like. Bases 285 to 1328 code for a protein of 347 amino acids. Gene Ontology annotation, molecular function: FAD binding; D-amino-acid oxidase activity. The record is from RefSeq and is a predicted model, not a curated record. Lineage: Eukaryota; Metazoa; Chordata; Actinopteri; Cypriniformes; Cyprinidae. The transcript has 11 exons.